AUUAUCAUUAUUAAUAUUUUGUAAAUAUUUAUAUUUGUAGAUGAGCAUGGAAAAAUCAGUUAUAUUAAAGAUGUAAAUGUAAAAAGUUGGGCUUCCUCUAAACAUUGAAAUGUCCGUUGGGCUUUUUGUGAUUAUGAAAUAUUGGGCCGACAAGAAAAACAUAAAGUGUAGAAGUAAAAUCAUGUCGGAGACGCAGAAAGAAAGAAAAAGGAGAAGUGAGGGUUUAGAGAUGGAGCAAAGUAGCGGGAGAGUCAAUCCCAAGCCUAAGGUCAUGGCGACGCCUUCGAGCCUUGUCGGGAGCAUCGUCGAGAAAGCUAUAUCCGAUAUUAAGCCGCCGUCGCCGCCCAGACCCACCCGUCUUCCCUUCCCGGUGGCUCGCCAUCGUUCUCACGGACCACUUGUGGGGAGCAGAGUCCAAGCUAAUGUUUCUAUUGUGGAGGAGGAUGAUGCCAGUGACGAGGAAGAAGAAGAAGGUUUAAUGAAUGCAGACUCCAUUUCUGUUUUUGCUAAACCGCUUCAAAGAAAGGAGAAAAAAUGUAUGGAACUCAGUAGAUGGAAAGAUAUGCUCUCUGAGGACAAUCAUCCCACAUCCACCCGGAAACCUAACAUAAGGGCCUUGUCUGUUCCUCCACCUGAGGCUGCCACCGCUACUCCCAUGGACGUGGAUAACCGAAACACUCUACCGGCUGCUCAAACCCAAGAUUUGUCUACAAACCAGGUAGAGAUUGUUUCUGAGAAAGCAACGUCUUUAAGAAAUCCGGGGAGUCAACAUAAGACUUCUUCACUUGCUGCUGCUUCCCUUGGAUCCAAUGGAGUCGAAGUUAGACAGGCAUUUUCAUCUCUUGAGAGCGAUAUUGAUGUUGAGAACCGUGCACGCUUGCAGACAAUGUCACAUGAAGAGAUUGCAGAGGCUCAGGCUGACUUAUUGGAGAAGGGGAAUCCUGCAUUACUAGCCAUUUUGAAGAAACGAGGCCAGGACAAACUGAAGCGAAAGCAUUCUGAGCCGGGGGUUUCCAAUGCCAACGUUGAAACUAACAACUUAACUACCGAGGGUCAUUUUGUCAGGUCUGAUGUUCAUUCACGACAUGGACAGGCAUCUGCCUCUCAAGUGACAGCAACACCAAAAGAAACAAGUGUGGUGCAAAAUUCAGUGUUAAUUCAAGACUUCUUGUGGGAUUCAUGGACUGAGAGGGUUGAGGCAGUCAGGGAGUUGAGAUUUUCUUUUGACGGGAAUGUCGUUGUUGAUGAUGUUGCUCCAACAGGUGGAACUGGUGAAACCUGCUCUGGCGUUGGAUUUUCCGAACGUGACUUCUUGAGAACUGAGGGGGACCCUGGAGCAGCAGGAUACACCAUCAUAGAAGCCAUUGCACUCACACGAAGUGUGAUUCCGGGGCAAAGAUGUAUUGCUUUACAUCUGCUUGCAUCUGUACUCGACAAAGCUUUGUACAAACUUUGUCAGAGGAGUAUCGGCUACACAAGGGAACAAAAAGAUAAAUCCACUGAUUGGGAAGCCAUCUGGGCUUAUGCCCUCGGGCCGGAACCUGACCUUGUGUUAGCCUUGAGGAUGGCUCUUGAUGACAACCAUGCCUCUGUUGUUCUAGCAUGUGUAAAAGUGAUUCAGUCUCUUCUGAGCUGUUCGCUAAAUGAGAACUUCUUUAAUAUUUUAGAGAACAUGGGACCACACGGAAAGGACAUUUUCACGGCCUCUGUCUUCAGGAGUAAGCCGCAGAUUGAUCUUGGCUUCCUCCGUGGUAGCUACUGGAAGUACAGCGCUAAACCUUCCAAUGUUGUUUCAUUCCGUGAAAGAACCGUGGAUGACGAAGCAGAAGAUACGGAAACUAUCCAGAAAGAUGUUUUUGUAGCUGGACAAGAUGUUGCUGCUGGUCUCGUCAGAAUGGAUAUCCUUCCAAGAAUUUAUCACCUUCUGGAGACAGAACCAACAGCAGCGCUCGAAGACAGCAUAAUUUCUGUUACUAUUGCCAUUGCAAGACAUUCUCCAAAAUGCACAACUGCAAUCUUGAAGUAUCCGAAAUUUGUGCAAACAAUUGUGAAAAGAUUCAAGCUGAAGAAAACAAUGGACGUUCUUCCUUCUCAGAUCAAUUCUGUUCGCCUCUUAAAGGUGUUGGCCCGUUAUGACAAAAGUACAUGCAUGGAGUUUGUGAAGAAUGGGACAUUCAAUGCGGUCACUUGGCAUUUGUUUCAGUUUACUUCCUCUCUUGAUUCAUGGGUGAAGUUAGGGAAGCAGAACUGCAAGCUUACAUCCGAUUUGAUGGUUGAACAACUCCGGUUUUGGAAGGUCUGUCUUCAAAGUGGCUGUCUCAUAUCUCAAUACCCAAAUCUAUUCCCAGCUCUGUGCCUGUGGUUGAGUUGCCCAUCAUUUGAAAAGCUCAAGGAGAAAAAUCUCGUCUGCGAGUUUACUGCUGUGUCAAAGGAGGCUUACCUGGUCCUUGAGGCUUUUGCCGAGACACUUCCUAGCAUGUACUCACAAAAUAUUCCACGGAAUGAAUCUGGGGGUUGGGACUGGAGAUAUGUUAGCCCUAUGAUUGAUACAGCACUGAGCUGGAUAAUGAUGGCCCCCGAAUUACUCGAGUGGGAGACAGGAAUUGAAAGUGUCUCUGUGUCAACUACUUCUCUGUUGUGGUUGUAUUCGAGUGUUAUUCGUGCGUUUUCCAAAGUUCUUGAGAAAAUAUCUUCCCAGGCAGAGGAAGAACCUCUGCCAUGGCUGCCGGAGUUUGUUCCAAAGAUUGGCCUCACCAUCAUCAAGCACAAACUUCUGAGUUUUUCCGUUGCAGACGUAAGUAAGUGUGGAAAUGACCCUUCAAGGUGUUCCUCUUUUAUGGAAUAUUUGUGUUUUCUUAGAAAACAUUCCCAAGACGAAGAACUAGCGUUAAGUGCUGUGAGUUGCCUUCACGGGUUGACACGGACCAUCGUGUCCAUCCAAACUCUGAUAGAAUCUGCUAGAUCAAAGAUGGAAACUCCUCCUCAGGGAAGCGUGUCCAUUAGAGAUGAUUCUGUGCUUGCAAAAGGAAUACUGACAGAGUCUCUCGGUGACCUAACAUUUGUGUGGAGCUCUUUUAGAGAUUCUGUUGUAUCAGAAUGGCCCAUCAUGCAAUCCAUUGAGCUACACAAGCGAGGUGGACUAGCUCCAGGGUUGGGACUUGGUUGGGGAGCUAGCGGUGGUGGGUUUUGGUCAACCAAAAUUCUGUUGGCACAAGCUGAUGCCGGUCUUGUGAGUCUCUUUCUUAACAUAUCUCAAAUAGACUCGCAGAAUGAUCAGGGAUCGGUUUCCUUGAUGGAGAAAAUGAACACCGCUCUAGCUGUGUGCUUGAUUGCGGGUCCAAGGGAUCAUUUUCUUGUGGAAAAAGCCUUCGACUAUGUCCUUGGACCGCGUGCUUUAGAACACAUGGCCUUCAGUAUCAAGUCAAACAAGAGAGCCAUAACGUAUGACGGGAGAUUUAGUGAAGGUGAUUAUGAUCGUAUGAGCAAUGUGCUCAUUUCUCACUUCAAACUUCGAUGGUUACACCCAAAGAGAAAAUCUGAAUCCGAGAAUGGCGCAAGUGGAAUAAGGGAAGCCGCAGUUGGUCUGGAGACUAUUCAUGAGGAAGGUGAAAUUCCAAACUGUUCAACAGAGGACAAAAAAUCAGAUUCGUUGAUCAGUGAAUGGGCUCAUCAGAAAUUGCCCUUGCCUCCACACUGGUUUCUCAGCUCCAUAUCAGCAGUCCACGGUGGUAAAACCUCAACAGGGAUACCAGAAUCCACAGAGUUCCUUGAAACCGCAAAAGCCGGAGUUUUCUUUAUUGCAGGACUUGAGUCAUUGUCUGGGUUGGGAUCGCCUCCAUCUCCUAUUUCGAGUGUGCCUUUGGUUUGGAAGUUUCACGCUUUGUCCACUGUGUUGCUUGUUGGAAUGGAGAUCAUCGAAGACAAGAACACUAGGAACUUGUACAGUUUUCUCCAGGAGCACUAUGGGCAGGUUCUUGAUGAAACGAGACAAGGUCGCGGUGGAAGUGAGCUCCUGAAGUUCAAGUCUGACAUUUUCGAGAGUUACUAUACAUUUCUGGAGAUGCUGGUGGAGCAAUAUGCUGGAGUGUCUUAUGGGGACGUGUUGUAUGGCCGGCAGAUGUCGAUUUACUUGCAUCAAUGCGUGGAACCAUCUGUUCGGCUUUCGGCGUGGACUGCGCUCUCCAAUACAAGUGUUCUUGAGCUACUGCCGAGUCUAGACAGAUGCGUGGGAGAAGCAGAAGGUUACCUAGAACCAGCUGAGGAAAACGAGGGAGUCCUUGAGGCCUACCUAAAGUCAUGGACUUGUGGAGCUCUGGACAGAGCUGCAACGCGGGGAUCAGUAGCCUAUACACUUGUCCUACAUCACUUUUCAUCUUUAUUGUUCAGCAAGGGUAAAGAAGAAGUAUCCCUACGGAAUAAGAUUGUUAAGACUCUUGUGAGAGAUUUAUCAAGAAAGCAGCAGCGCAAGGGGAUGAUGGUGGAUCUCGUGCGGUAUAGUAGACGGUGUGCGAAUGCGAUGGAAGAAGAGGAAACAGCAACGCAGCAGAGGAGUGAGAGAGAGAGGAGAAUGGAGGUGUUGAAGGAGGCCUGCGAAGGGAACUCCUCACUCCUCUCGGAACUUGAGAAGCUCAACCUUGUGUGUAACUAAAGACGGUGAAAGGAAGUGUGUAACAUUUCUAGAACUUGAGAAGGUCAACCUUGUGUGUUGCUGUUUAGAUUAUGUCUGCGUCUUUUAUUUAUAGAAUCUCUAUAUGAUCCCUGAUGACAAGAAACAUAUGGCGCGAGAGAAAGUAAUUUUAAGUUGAAGGUGAUUAAGAAAACGUGUAGGCUUACAUCUAUAGAUUGGAGAAUCAGGACA
Eruca vesicaria subsp. sativa (arugula) is the source of this 4858-nucleotide messenger RNA. NCBI's taxonomy places the organism in Eukaryota, Viridiplantae, Streptophyta, Magnoliopsida, Brassicales, Brassicaceae. The record is from the annotation of a GenBank genome assembly.